Messenger RNA from Aspergillus niger, 528 nucleotides. RefSeq lists its product as hypothetical. The transcript is spliced from 4 exons. The record is from RefSeq and is a predicted model, not a curated record. Bases 1 to 528 code for a protein of 175 amino acids. Lineage: Eukaryota; Fungi; Ascomycota; Eurotiomycetes; Eurotiales; Aspergillaceae.
AUGGCGUCGAGUGACAAGAAGAAAGAAGCCCAGCAAGCGACUAUUUGCUCGGCUGAGGAGGUCUCCUCCUGUCAAGUCGAUGAUAGUCAAGAGUCUGUCCGCCGCGCAUCGCAGGGCGCGCAUCGCGGAUUUUCGUCAUCCAUGCUCCUGGGAUCGUCCAGGCUGCACUUCGUUAGCCCGAGAUUUCCUGUUGGCCAGCUGCACGGAACCGGGGGCUGCAUCGAGUCAGUAAAAGCUGAUCCCUUGAGCAAUCCAGCGCGGGCUGUCGGAUCGGCAUUCAGCUUCCAGUCUCGUGUGACGUUGAAACUUGUCGCCGACUCCUAUCUUCAGCGGACUGAGAGGGGGGCGGAUGAGGGGGGGAAAGAGAAGGUCCUAGCUCUCUCACUCACUCUCACUCUCCGCCUCCUCCUUGGAGGAAGCAAAGAGGGAAAAAGAGGGGGAGAAGGAGUAGCAGGAGAAGGAGGUCCUUGUCCCGAAAGGCAGUUAACGGUUUGGCGAGAACAAUCCCGAGAGCAAAGAGAGGGAUGA